GCCCCGCCGCGCCGCUCCGCCCCGCCCCGGCGGCUUUCUGUCCCCUCUCUCGCGCCGUACGGCCGGGCGGCUACAGCGUAUCCAUCCGCGGGCAACUUUGUAGCGCGGGGCGCGGGCGGCGCCGCCGCGGCUCCGGCUCCGCUGCGGCUCGGGCGCGGGGCGCGUCCAGCCCCCCCGGUCAGCAUGGCCGGGAUCGGCAUCGACCACUCCAAGCUCCCCGGCGUCAAAGAAGUGUGUCGAGACUUUGCUGUUUUGGAAGAUCAUACCUUGGCCCAUAACCUACAGGAACAAGAGAUUGAGCAUCACUUGGCAACAAACGUUCAGCGUAAUCGUCUAGUGCAACAUGACUUGCAGAUGGCCAAGCAACUGCAAGAGGAGGAGGAUCUGAAAGCACGUGCUCAAAUCCAGAAACGCCAAAAAGACCUGGAACGACAGGACUGCGAGAUGGCUCAGGAAAUCCAAGUGAAGCUCGUAUUUGAAGCAGAGCAGCGACGCAGGCAAGAGGAAAAAGAUGAGGACAUUGCCCGUCUCCUACAAGAAAAGGAGCUGCAGGAAGAACAACAACGCAAAAAGCACUACCCAGAAUCCCAGGGACACGCAGUCUGUGAAGAUGGUUACUAUUCAGAGAAUGGAGCACACCUGCAGGGUGACUCUAGAGAGCAGGUUUCUGAGCCUCGCAGACGCCACAGUGGCGAGAGGCACACGCACCAGCGGAGAGAGCACCAGAAAGUGCCUUUGCCUGACAGCACCUCUGAGCACAGGCGUCACCCCUCAGAGGAUCCUCGCUGCUCCCCUCAACCAAGCAAGGCCAGGCGCAGGAAUCGGCAUGAUAGAGAGCGGCAGGAGUGGACAUCAGCCAGCCAGGGUGGGUCCAGGCGACCUCCCAGCCUGGACCUGGAAAGAGGGGCCAAACAUGCUGCCCCUGACCGCAGCGGUAGCUGGGAGCCACAGGAGAGGAAGACAGCUGGCAGAGAGAAGGCUUGGAGGCCUCUCAGCCUUAAUCUGGACUCAGAGCAUGAACUCACAAACCAGGCGCGAUAUGACAGAAAGCCAUCAAGGCAUGACAGAGAAAAACACCUUCCCCUUCUUGAUGUGGAGUUGGAAGCUGAGCAGGAAACCUGGCAUCAUCAUGGCAGCCAGCUGUUGCACCCAGGAAACCAUAAAUCCCGCCGUCAUGGCCGCACAUCGCCUAGGACAGCUCACGACAUGAGACUCCAAGACUCCGAGUCCGGAGAAGAUCAUAGGAAGGGUGAGGAGAGAGAUUACAAAAGAGCAGGACAUGGGAGAAAACCUUCCCCCUCUCCACACAUGGUGACCCGGGGAAGGGUUGGAGACUGCCAACAAGAUUCAGGAACUAAGUCAAGGGGGGCAAAGCAAGCUAUUUAUGACAAACCUCGAAGGGAACAGGAAUUGUCUGAUGCAGAGAUUGCUCGGAAACUGCAAGAGGAAGAGCUCCUGGCCAACCAGAUGGAUGAGAAGGCAGCUCAAGUAGCCCAAGAUGAGGAAAUAGCCCGUCUCUUGAUGGCCGAGGAGAAGAAAGCUUUCAAGAAAGAAAAGGAACGAGAAAAGUCUUCCUUUGAAAAGAAGAGGCAUGAUCAAGACUGGAAGUAUGAUGCAAGCGAGUCGACGCGCUCAAAGUCAAAAGAAGGGGCUGAACCUCAGCGACACAAAGGCGACAAGUCUUUACGGUCACAGCCUCACCUUGAUGACUUUGAACACUCUCGUUAUUACACAAGCCAGCCUAGCCCCUCGCGCCAGUUUCCCAAACAUGAGCACUCUCCUAAAGGUUCCCGUAGGAAGCAGUAAACUGCUAGCCUUUGCUUUGGUACUGACUCUUCUGUAGCAAACAUUACUGGAAUGGCCAGGCAACUUUCUUGAUUCCUUACCCAAUGGGAGGUCCACCCUCCACCCCUGGGAUCUCCUCUUUAAGUGUUAUCAUAUUAAUAUGGAACAUUUGUUCAUUUCAAUUUCUUACUCGUAUGUGAUCACUUAAGCAGUGCAGUACAAUCUAGCCGCUACUGAGCUGUGUGAAUCAACUAGCUGAUUUAAAAGCUUUUUUUUUUUUUUUUUUUUAAAUCCUUUGAGGCUUUCCUUUUUAUUUUUUAAGCUUUGGCUGGAGCUUGGACAAAUAGAGAUGCAUAUACAACUAGAAGGAAAAUCCAAGAUAUGAGCUGGGUUAUGGCAAUACAGCAGAACAUCUGAAAUACAAGUCCUUUCUAUAUUAGGAUGACUUAGUGCAGAGAGUUGUAAGAGGGAACAUGUGUUUCUCUCUGUGCUGGAUAAGAAAGCUGAGCCAAUCCAACAGAGAGACAUAUUAGCUUGCAGGAAGGAGAGAGGAUCUUCACAACAUACACCAGGAAAAGCUAGAGCUUGAGACUGAUGAGGAAUUUGCUUGUAGAACAAAUUUUCCUAACUGCUGUGGUUCUUUUUAGGGUUUCCAGUAAGCACUCCUAAAUUCUGUAUGGGUAGAACAUGCAACCAGACAUUCAGCUCAAGGUUAUUGGGUAAGACAGUUAAGAGGAAAGACAAUUUAAACUGAAAUUAGACCGUAUGUGUAUGACUUCUAAAGGGCUCCAGAGAACUGACGAAGCUGUGAGUUGUGGAUUAGGAAGAAUAACACACGCUGAUUUAAAUGCCUGAAAGGACCUCUGUCGUCACCUCCUUUGAGCUUCAGCGUAAUGCAAGCCAAGGAAUUUCAUUCAGGCCAAGCAGGGACUACUGUUGCUCCUUGCUCAGUUGCUGAGGCACUGAGCACUGCAACUUAUGUCUAAACCUGAAUGUGUGUUGGAAACACAGCACUGAAGGAGGAACAUAUGGGCAUUGGACAUUGAAUGCAAAACCCACAGUAACAGGCAACUUAGAGACACCGAGUCCAAACAGUCAACAAAAUAUCUGUGCUACCUGCCUUCCCUCCACAUUGCUCCAUACAGUACCCCAGGCAGCAUCCAGUCUGGACGAAGUGAUUGCUCUCUGGGGCAUGGUUGUGCCUGCAAGUUUAAGUUAUCUGUACAAAUUUGUCCAUGCACUGAUACAUAUUUUUUCCCUCCACUCUUUGAAAAACAUUCUGUUCUUACAGAGUCAGGUGGACUUUGCCCUUGGCCUUCUCUCAUCCAAAUCUUUUGUCUUUUUAAUCUCUUUUUGACAUUUGUUUUUUUCCCAAGUGCAUUUUAACCUGCAAAGCUGAGCAGAGGGACAAUGGUUUGGAGUCCGUUAGCCAGUACAGGCUAGUUACUCACUUUAGCAGUCUGGUUCACAGCAGCAGAGCCUGGUUGUGGUGCCACUGCAUCCCAGCUUCCUUACUGCCUGGCACCAAGUCAGUCCCAUCGUGCUCUUCAUUCUUCACUGGCUGCUGUAACUCUGCUGCCGGCUUUGAUGAGUGGGGGCAGGGGCACAACUGUACUCACCCCCUCACUGACCUGCUCCUCUGCCUGGGAGCCAGCUCUGCAGAGCUUUGCAGAGAGGAAAUGCUGGCCUGGAGCACUGGUAGGAAAUUGGAAGAGAUCAUGGCUCUCUUCUCUUGCACUAAUUCACAAUUCAAGCCCCAAGGCAGCUGGAAGGCUUUAACUUUAGCUGUUGAUCAGAAAGCUACUGUGAAACAAAUCACUAGGAAGACAAGGCAACUUGUUUUUCUCAUAAGUUGCAAGGACAUAUCUAAUACCACAGCAAGAGCCCAUGCCUCACCUUAACCGAAGUGAAAAACUUCCUUCUCCUGCCCUGACUGGGAUGUUGCUACCAGUUCCCUACCUGCAGAGUACUAGCUAGUCCCCUGAUAGAGCUUUGCUCCAGGCAUGCACUAGCCGAAAAUGUAGCAAUAUAGGACCUUAUGCAUCAGCAGCAUCCCAUUGACUGCAUGCCCUUGCUUCCAGACCAUGAGCCUGCUCACCUGCAUCAACCCUUAAGUAACUUGCAGGCUCUUGCUUGCUUGCUGCUUCUUCUCAGGAAAUAUCCCUGCCUGCGGCUAGAUUUUACUGUCUUUGCAUUGUGCCCUCUUCUCUUUCCAUCUCUGUCCAUUCAGAAGUGUUAACGUUGUUUCAAAGGAAUAGGAAAAAAAACAACGUAGACCGUAUAUUUUUAUUUGAUAACUUGGGCCAAUGUGGCAACCUCAUUUGCAAUGAUUUUAUUUUAUAAAUGUUUAUUUUUAUAUUUCAUGUAACAGUCAAAAAUUUUACUGCUGAAAAUGCUGGGAGGUUUUUUGGUGGGUUUCUUCCUCCCUUGCAUUCCAUCAGACUGUAUUUAUUGUUGUGAAAUGGAUCUCUAGUGGGGAUUUAUGUACUGAUACUUCUACAAAUACCCCAGCCCAGGCCCUGCUGCUUGUAUCAUCUGGUGCACUUGUGAAAACUGGAUGGGGAAAAAUCCUGCCAAGUCCAAAAGUGGUUGUGCUUUGUACUCACUGUGCAUGGGAAAAAUGGUGACUGUGUGUGCAAGGCAAGGAGAAAUCGGCAACUAGGAAUUCGGCUCUCCCUGGGCUUCUGUAGCUGACUGUCAUGGGUUUUCUUGCACUGCAGUUGGCUGCUGUAACUUCUGUCUUAUCCUAAUCAGAGAAGUCAUGAAGGCCCUGAGCCUGCUAACAGAUUCUUUGGAUGUCAAUUCAGGAAAGAUGCUCGGGAGUGUCCGAGUUGUUGACUUCAGUGGGAGGGAGUUGGGGCUAGGUAGUGAGAGAGAGUGUUCUGGUUGACUUGUUUGGAAACUGGAGAAAGUCUAAAAACCAUCCCAAAGCCUGGACUGUGGUGCUGCAGGGUCUCCUUGUGAGCCUGUUUUGGCCUGCCAAGCUGCCCGUGGCACUGAGAAGAGGGAGCUCAAGGGAAGGAUCCCAGGAGCAUCUGCUGCUUCCUUGGAUGCCUCCAGGGAAGGCUAAUUGCUUUGGGGGCUGCUCAUCUCUAUGUCCCCCCACCCCUUAUCCUUUAUGUUUUUAUUCUUACUCCCUGCCUUUGUUAUUUGCUGUCCCUUGUAAUUGUUUUUCUCCCCAUUUUGUUUUUCUGUAGCCUUUCUGAAGGAGGCCCUGAGAUUAUGCUGGAAGGGAGCUGACACCUAUACCUAGAGAGAGAAACUGUAAAAUCAGUAACUGAGGAAAGCAUAUAAUAAAUAGAGGAACAGUUGCUGUAUUUAUACCGUAAUAGGUCUUCUGGGCCUCAUGCAGUCAGCAGGCUAGAGACUUUGAGGCACACAUUGCAGCUGGGCUUGCACGUUUAGCAGCCACUUUUGGCUCCUCCCAUGGUCCCACUGAAGUCAACAAGAGUUGAGUUAAGAUUGUGGAUCAACAAGGACCCAAUUCACCUUGGGGUUCAGCAGCCACAGUUUUGCUGAAGUUGGGGAGAUGCAGCGGCCCAGGCCAGAUGCAAAAUCAGCACCUUGCGUGUGUGCCCCUGGAAAGGGGCACAUUAAAGUCGUCGUUUUAAAAAGACCCAACCAGAGCAAUAUUUCCUUUCCAUAACAGAAAAAAUGUUUAAAUAACCUUAUUGUUUUGUCUUCUCUUGCCAAGUUUCAGUAGCUUUGCCUAUGGUUUUGCUCUGGAUUUAACAGUAUGUCAGAGUCCAGGCCGGGGACAUAUGCCCAGGCUAUUUCAACUCUGCAUCCCUUUCUUACUGCGCACGUUAAUAAAGCAACAGUAGCCACGUGGAAAGUUCAUCACCAUGAAAUCUUAUCACUUCCUUACCUCUGUGGUAGGCACAUCUCACCAGCAAGUGCUCCUCCACCUCCUCACCUCUGUCCGAAGCACAACAGCCCUCAGAGGAGAGGGCAGGCGAGCCGAGUGAUCGUGCCUUACUUGCAGGGAUACUCAAUAUCUCCAGUAUAGUCUGAUCUGAGUCACCUUGCUAUGAAACACUGUCUUAAAAUGUGGACUGUACAGCUUCCUGCAGUGAGAAGCAGUUGUCAUCAUGGGGAUAGAUCCAGCAGGUUAAUCUCAUUUACGGUUUUGAAUUUAGUGGGGGAAGGGAAAAUACCACUUGUUAAUGGUUAGAUUGUCUUUUCAUUGGAUUUCUGCCAUGGGGAGGAGGGAUAGAAGUUACAAAUGCUGUAAUCUGCUUCACUCUGUAAAAGGGAUCUUGUAAGUACAGUAUUUUUAUAUCUCUGCAUUUCCACCUGUCAGGAUUUGAAUCAGAAUUAAUAACAUCUCUCAGUUAGGAAAAAAAAAAAACUUUUUUUUUUUUUUUUUUUUACAGUGCUAGACCUUUGUAAGUUUUUAUUUUGUGCCAAAUUACAGCCACUGUUACAUUUUCUUUUUUUAGGGUGUGAAUUCAGUUUAUUGCUAUCGAUCAAUGUGUGUAUUAUAUAUAUUUUUUAUUAUCAAGGUUUUUAUUUUAAUUCAUAUUAACCUAUAUGCAAACUAACUGUGGAUUGCUAAUUUAUAUAUAAAGGGGAGCACUUUAGAAACAGUGUGAGAAUCCCCUGCUUAGUUUACACUCUUGUAAUCCAGUGCAGCCAGGCUGUAAAACACAGCGCUUCUUACACAGAAUAUUCCCCUGGGUAUCUGCCAUGCAAAGCAGAUCCCUCCUGCUGGUCCUCACAGCGCGCUGAUGCUGCAGGGUGGUGUGCGGAUGCAACAGGAACCAAAGCACAGCUCACAGACGUGGACCGAGUGCGAGUGAGCGAGCUGGCCUCUUUGCCGUCCUGCUUGCGGCAGUUGCGCCAGGGAGGCUGCCGCAGCAGGAAUUCUAGUUCGGGGUGACUUUGAGGUUUACUCUGCCCUGUCUCCUCCCCCAGGAGACGGGCAAGUCUCUCAAGAUGCUGAAUGCUUAGUUUUGCAGCUGCUUUGGGAGAUGUAGGGGAUAGCACUGAGGCACAGCAGUGCCCCUUGCAUAAAAUAUACCACUGGGCAGGCUCUCAUUGUGCUGCAUGCAAGUGCCACUCAGAUUGCUGUGUCCAGAGCAGGCUGCAGUGUGCAGAUUUUUGUCGGGAAAUCACACUGCCCUCAGCCUCUGGGUUGGAAAUUUCAUCAGCUGCCUCCUCCCCCUCGGGUAGCACAAGGCAAGGCUUAGGCCAUGCAGCUUGGACUCUCCCCAGGAGAGGACACCGGCACACACAAAUGAGUAUUUUCUACUUCACGGUAAACAAGUUUCACUGUAUCAAUGUUCGCUCUAAGUAGACUCCACAGUGUGUCUCCAGCUGCAUCUGUGCACUGCAAUACGGUUAACUUCCUCAGAGAAAUAACUGCAGUUGUCUAAUUUAGCUCUUUAGGGUAAACUUUCAGCCUGUUGAAUCUAAAUGUUAGCCAUAGGAUAUGAUGAAUUAGUCAAAUGGUUUAAAUUCCUCGGAGUUGCAAGUUUACCCUGUGUUGCAACAGCUAAUCCUUAAUUGCAAAUUGCGCACUGACAAUAAUCCAUCUAUGCAAGCCUUUUUGUUUUUCUUAUUCUUAUUUUUGACUGUUUACUAUAAUUUUACCAGGUUUGGCAUAGAGCUUCUGAAUGACAUUUAACCAAAGUAUCAUAUCUGUGUGUGUAUAGCAUGUUUUGCUUCAUACUCCUGAAUUCAUUGAAUGUAAAAAGAACAUUGCCUUGCCCCAUCUUGUUCAAUAAACUAUUGUCUUUUGUUAUCCACCGCA
Molecule: messenger RNA, 7540 nt
Organism: Dromaius novaehollandiae (emu)
Lineage: Eukaryota; Metazoa; Chordata; Aves; Casuariiformes; Dromaiidae
Gene: CCDC50
Product: coiled-coil domain containing 50
Exons: 12
Coding region: 184-1806 (540 amino acids)
Cellular component (GO): cytoplasm
Molecular function (GO): ubiquitin protein ligase binding
Source: RefSeq, a predicted model, not a curated record